Messenger RNA from Rhizoctonia solani, 681 nucleotides. RefSeq names its product LysM domain protein. The record is from RefSeq and is a predicted model, not a curated record. NCBI's taxonomy places the organism in Eukaryota, Fungi, Basidiomycota, Agaricomycetes, Cantharellales, Ceratobasidiaceae. The transcript is spliced from 4 exons. The coding region runs from base 1 to 681 and encodes 226 amino acids.
AUGUUCACCAAGCUCCUUGUUGUCACGGCGUUGGCUUCUGCCGCAUUUGCGAGCGAGUGUGUCCGUACUUACACCGUCAAGGAGGGCGAUUGGUGUGAUACCAUUAGCGCUGCUAACAAUGCGUCUACCUAUCAACUUUCGACUGUGAAUGCGGACAAGAUCAAUGAUUCUUGCACCAAUCUGGAAGUUGGUCAAGAACUUUGCCUUGGUAAAGUAGGCCAGGAUUGCACAAUCACCCACAACGUUGUAUACGGGGAUACUUGCGAUAAGAUCAUGCAAGGUGCAGCUAUCAACGCUACGAUGCUUUACGCCAACAACCCUCAAAUCGACGAGUACUGCAGCAACAUCUAUAUCGGCGAGGUGCUAUGCGUAGCUGGUGCAUACGCCGCACCAGAGUCCAUUCCAGAUCGCCAAAUCGGUUCUCCUGGAGGAGAGCCUGCAGGUCCUCCUGCCUCAGUGCCCUACCCUGAAGCUAAAGCGACCGCUAAACCCAAAUCCAAUGACCCCGCUCCUACACCGGCUCCCGAAAACAACGACCCAGCUCCUGCUCCGGCUCCUGAAAAUAACAACUCGGCACCUGCCCCAGCUCCCGAAAAUAGCCAGCCCUCGUCUCCCUCUCCUGACAGCGACGAUGAUGCUGAUCUUCCCGAAUGCGAGGAUCCCAAUGAUGAUGGCUACUAA